Colletotrichum spaethianum is the source of this 699-nucleotide messenger RNA. Its product is annotated as acetamidase. The coding region runs from base 1 to 699 and encodes 232 amino acids. NCBI's taxonomy places the organism in Eukaryota, Fungi, Ascomycota, Sordariomycetes, Glomerellales, Glomerellaceae. The record is from RefSeq and is a predicted model, not a curated record. The transcript has 2 exons.
AUGGCAAACUCAGUCGAUGACCUCAGCUUGCUUAUGGAGACGGCUCUCGCACAACGCCCUUGGGAGUACGACGCAUCCGCAGUGGGCACGCCGUGGAGAACUCUGGACGAUGACAAGGCUCUUACCAUCGGCGUCCUUCCAGAAGAUCCCGAAUACCCAUUACAACCUCCCGUUCGCCGUGCCCUCGGCGAAGCAGUCUUAGCGCUUGUGGCUGCGGGGCACGAUGUUUUCCGCCUGCCAUCGGACCCUUCCCGUGAUGCCGGUCUGGGGAGCAAGCUGGGUUUUCUCUUUUUUAGCAUGAACUCAUCAGGUCUGGAUGCCCUGGAAAACGAGAUUGGCGAACCACUCGUAACUUCCGUCAAGAGAAACACGAAUCCAUUCACGGAUUCAAAGCCAUCAAAGCCCCCGGUCUCACCAGAACUGGACAAAGCACAUCAGUUGGGUGAGUUCCUCGGCCUUCGUGCUAGCUACGCCAAUAGCUGGCGAAAGAUUUGGCGAGAACAUGAUCUCGAUGUUGUCGUUGGCCCUGGAGCUAUCAGCACCGCUGUACCCCACGAUACCUACGGCGUACCUGUCUACACCUUGAUGUGGAACGUACUAGAUUACCCCGCAGGGGUUAUACCGUAUGGUAUCGCUUCAAUGGCUAAAGAUCCUCAGUACCAGAAGGCAACUACGCCAUUUGAUGCCGAUUGUGAGUGA